UGGGCCAAGCAUCGCGCGCAGGUGGACCAUCAAUUAAAAUCCCUAAAAUUUUCCUUACCGGACCUAACGGAACAAUCGCGUUAACGUAUUAAUUAAUUUGUAAAUCUAGAUAAUGGCAUUUAGAAAAAAUAAUUUCAAGUACGGCCAUUCUCAGCUUCCGUAGUACUGCCACGCGGAUUGACAUCGUCAUCAGCGGCUGAUUGACAGAUUGAAUCUGCAGGUGUGCGUGGUUGCUAGGGGCCGCACAGAGACCGAGGAUGAAAAGUUACACUGUUUUAAGCUUCCAUUCAUGACUUUUUUUUACGAAACAAGGUCAAGGUAUUAGCAUCAAUUUUUCUAACGUUUCGACCGCGAUCAUCGAACGUACAUUGGACCUUUAACUAGCAUUUUUUUUUUGGCACCACAUCACUUUAGUUUGGCCCUCGACCGAGGGGGUCUGGAAACCAACUUUAUGCGGUAAUGGGGCGAAACAAGUGCCGACUUAGUCGUGACAGUGGAUUACGUAACAAACCAGAUACACCAGUGAAACCAGGGCUGAGCAGACGAGACAAGCACCGGCGACUUCUACCCAACAAGCACUAUGAGGCUUUUCCAGAGGAACCUGAGGUGGAGGAGAUUUUUGUCCCCACUGUCAAACCAACCAGCCCAGUGUGGAGUCGCAUUAAGCCUGUCCAGUGCAAUGGUACUGCAAUGGUAGACCUGAGCAGCCCUGCGUAUACUGAAAACCCCAGACACAAAGCUUACUCGCCUGCCACUCCACCUGAUAAAAAACCUGGCUACCAAGUGUCACCAGCAUGGCACCCAACCAUUCAGAUGACUCCUGACCCAGAGGCUUUUAAAGGUGGUGAGAUGCUAGUUAAAGAAGAAGAGGAAAGCUUGGCAGUGACUCCUGAAAGCAUCGCAUCUUCGAGCAUGGAGACAGACACAACUUUCAAUUUUAAUGAUGAUGAGGAAGACUGUUACUCCUCUACUUCUUCAUCUUCCAGCAUACCCUCACCGGAGAUCUUCAGAAAAGAGAACUAUGUGGAAAGAAUGACUUUCCCCACUAAGGAGGAGCUGCUGGGUCUCCAUCUUCACAUAAAAAACUCCACCUUGCUGGAUGUGAGCCAUGCUGAGACCAUCCACAUGCAUCAUCCCCCAAACUUUUCUACCAUCAUUGAUGCCUCCACAAUUCUUGCUGAAAACAACUGUGAGAUCAGCAACCACAGAGGACCUGAAGCUGAGACUAAAAUACAAGCAGACGCACUUAAAUCAGACAAUCAGGCACAAGCAUUCAAGUUGAAAACCCCAGCGAAAGUAAGACAGUCACCUGGCUAUCUUUUACAGCUCACCACCAAAAGACCUAUUUUGUGUAAGAAGAAGGUGUCAUUCAAAACCCCCAUUAUUUCUGAGAUCUUUGAAGCAAACCACAUCCCAGCCACCAAAUUAACCAUUCACAACGCCAGGGAGUCAGUCAAACCGAACAGCCUGGCUGAGCAGAUAAAGCCUGAUGCAGAGACAUCCAGAGCGGAUGAGAUCAAUUCUAAAGAUGACACACUACAUCUGAGCGUGACGCUAAAGAGGCCUGUAAAAAGUUGUGUGGAGAAAGCCAAGUUCUUUGACUUUGUCAGUGAUAGUGACAGGGAUGUGUUUUUUCAGAGGAUGAGAGAAAGGUGUGUCAAACUCAGAAGUACUCCUGUAUUUCCUCUCACAGCUGCUAAGCACACAGAAGCUUCUGUUCUGUCACAUUUGAAGCCAAAAUAUUAUGUGUAAACAUGAGGCCUUCUAUGACAUCUGUAUCUGAAAUGUCCUGUAAAAGAGAAAUAUGUGUGUACUUCAAAACAGGGGUAUGAAACUGUCUGAUUGUCUAAAAUAGAACAUGAAAUAAUUUAAAUUAGUUUCAGUGGCCAACUCAGUUAACAUAACUGGUCCUUUGAAUAUAUCUGUUUAUGAAAAAGCACUUUUUUCACACACACUCUAAGCUGUCACCCCCCCUCAUAUUUCCAUAUUUAUUUUUGCAUAAAUGUUAUAAAAAGUGUAUUGCAGUGUGACCACUAGAUGUCAGACCUGUAUUCUAUUAAAUAACCAUCCUUUUUUCUUGUCGUACUAAUGAUUUUGUUGCAGUUUUAUGUGUGAAAUAUAUACGUUGUUUGUGAUCUUUACCUGCAUUUUAUUGACUCUUUUGUCAGUGUGUAUACAUGCCAUAAGAUCUUUAUCUAAAUGUUUAAUGUAAGCUAAAUGGCUAAUGUUAGCUAAAUGUAAAGUGAAAAUGUAAGUUUAUUUUAGGUCUGUGUGUGACAUUCUGUCUUUGUGAGUCAUCUGUCUUUUUGCAAAUUUACACAUUUUUGAGUGUCAGAAAAAUGUAUUUUGUAUGUACAAUACAUGAAUAAAUAAGUCUUGUUGGA
Xiphias gladius (swordfish) is the source of this 2384-nucleotide messenger RNA. RefSeq lists its product as uncharacterized. Lineage: Eukaryota; Metazoa; Chordata; Actinopteri; Istiophoriformes; Xiphiidae. Bases 460 to 1752 code for a protein of 430 amino acids. The record is from RefSeq and is a predicted model, not a curated record. The transcript is spliced from 8 exons.